CCUUAACAUCCAAGUGACAGCCGCAAUCAUGCUCCGUGUUGCACUAUCAUUCCUCGCGCUCGUCGGACUCGCAUCGGGAGCUCUCCCUUCAGCCGACACCACCUGCAGCGGACAGAAUGCUCGCACCGUGCCUCCACCAGGGGCCAUCGUCGUCGAUAUCACCGGCACCUACAAUGGCAGCUACCAGACCAUGGCCGAGGGCAUGGCGUACCUACCUAACACGACAGAGGAGCACACCAUCUUUGUCUUUCCCGGUGUCUACCAGGAGCAAGUGCUGAUUCCGAAGUUAGCUGGUCCGUUGGUGCUUCAGGGCUACACGUGCGACACCACGUCAUACGCUGACAACAAGGUGACAAUCACCCACACGAUGGCACAGAGAGACCUUCCGCUCGAAAUCAAGAAUGGACGCAAUGAUUUGGUCAGCACAGUACGCCUCAAAUCGGGCAGUGGCGUGAAGAUGUACAACCUCAACGUUGCCAACCCAACGGGUAAGAUCGAGAAGCUCGGCCAGGCGGUGGCUGUCUACGUCGACAAUACCAACUACGGGUUCUACGGCUGCAACUUCACGGGUUACCAAGACACUUUGUGUGCUCACAAGGGUCGUGAACUCUACGCCCGGUCAUACAUUAGCGGUGCUGUGGACUUUGUUUUUGGCAUGCAAGCUAAGGCGUGGUUCGAGUCUUGCGACUUUGAGACCGUCGGGAAAGGCUGGAUCACUGCGAAUGGCAACACUAACAGCUCUAACCUCUCCGAGUACGUCUUCAACAAUGCUCGCGUGUUCAACUCCAAUGCCUCCAUGAACGGAACGACCUACCUCGGGCGCCCGUGGUAUCCCUAUGCUCGCGUUGUCUGGCAGAACAGUGAGCUGGGUGAUGUUGUCAACCCGCAAGGAUGGGCGACUUGGAACAAGAACGACAACAACACGGCUAACGUCUACUUCAAGGAGUUCAACAACAGUGGACCGGGUGCGGCCAUCGAUCAGCGGGUGCCUUUCAGCGGCCAACUCAACGCGUCUGUGAAGAUCACAGACCUCUUGGGUGCGGAUUUCGAGUCCGAGUGGUGGGUUGACAUCAACUUUUUGUAAACUGUUAUGAAAGCCUACUAGCUCAACCAUGCGGUGGUGGAACAAGUCAAUAACAGUAAACAGCAAAAUCUGAGUUAAAUAGUUCAGUAGGCACCAUUACCACCGUAAAUGCCACACACGGCAGUGACAACUACUACGUAUUGUGGCUAUUUCCGUAGCUACAGUUGCGCGGGCGUGGCGAGUCGAAAAUAAUGGUGAUAGCUGACAGGAGGGUCUUGUGGGGCCGCCCCUGACGCAAAUAUGCGGUCAUUGCGCGAAAAGAAACUAUGUACGGAAUGCCUACG
Molecule: messenger RNA, 1368 nt
Organism: Phytophthora nicotianae INRA-310
Lineage: Eukaryota; Oomycota; Peronosporomycetes; Peronosporales; Peronosporaceae
Exons: 1
Coding region: 29-1084 (351 amino acids)
Biological process (GO): cell wall modification
Molecular function (GO): pectinesterase activity
Source: RefSeq, a predicted model, not a curated record